This is a messenger RNA of Colletotrichum abscissum, 1938 nucleotides long. RefSeq names its product WD repeat domain-containing protein. Lineage: Eukaryota; Fungi; Ascomycota; Sordariomycetes; Glomerellales; Glomerellaceae. Gene Ontology annotation, cellular component: Cul4-RING E3 ubiquitin ligase complex. Bases 1 to 1938 code for a protein of 645 amino acids. Gene Ontology annotation, molecular function: protein binding. Gene Ontology annotation, biological process: proteasome-mediated ubiquitin-dependent protein catabolic process. The record is from RefSeq and is a predicted model, not a curated record. The transcript is spliced from 4 exons.
AUGGAAGACUCUGGAGACAGCAUUCGAUCGCCAUCAGCAAGCAUGAAUUUAAUUGAAGAGGAUGAUGAGCCUGCCUGGACUUAUACCUAUGAUCCGGAAGAUGCCGAAGGAAUGGACGACGACGAUGAGUACGACCCCGACUUUCAAGACGAGCCAGAGGAAGAAGACGGAGACGAUGAUGAUGAGUAUCACGAUGCUGAGGACGGCGAGGACAGCAACGUAGAGGUGGAAGUGUUCAUGGGUGCUGGCGACGAGGACGACGAUGAUGCUGAGGAAGACGGCAUGGCCGCUAAUCCAAUAUCGAGACUCAUGACUCUCAUCACCGGUGCUGCGGGCAACGGAACGGGGUUUCUUACACGAGCACAGCUGCUAGGCCUCAUCCAAAGUGGCGAAGUGACAUUACGCACCACUCACGACGAAGAAGACGAUGACGAAGAUAUUGGCUGGGGAAGAAGACGCAGACGGCCUCGCGCACGGGAGCCGAAUCGGUUCCCUAAAGUACCGAGCGAAGAGGGCACGAAGUUGAUGCACUCUGGCGUUUUCGGCGCAAACGAUUACCGAGUCACGAAGAAGAAGCAACUGGCACGCAGGAUAUUAGACCGUGAGCUUGGUCUGGGGGAUAGGCGCGACCGGAAGCAGAACCAAGAUCUCAUGGCCCAGGGCAUGAUACCCUCGACGAACCCCGAAAUGAUUGUGCACUACGACGACCCAGUGUAUUCCGGCCAGUUCUCCGACGACGGUAAUUUCUUUUACGCCUGCGGUCACGACUUCAAGGUCCGCAUGUACGACACCUCGAAUCCGUACAAUUGGAAAUAUUAUAAGACGGUCCAUUACCCCUGGGGACAGUGGACAUUGACCGACGCAUCCUUAAGUCCUGACAACCGCUGGCUCGCUUAUACCUCAAUCCAAAGCAACGUUUGUCUGGCACCUACGGAUCCCAACGACACGGGAGACCCAUACACAUUGGAUCUGGCAGAGAGGAGUGCGGGAACUCGACACGCAGGAUGGCGAUCGAGACAUUCCUUUGGUAUUUGGUCUGUCAGAUUUUCGGGAGAUGGUCGUGAGCUCGUGGCCGGCACCAACAUGCAGUCGAUCGUCGUCUAUGAUAUUGAAUCGCGCACUGUGUUACACAAUGUCGUCGGCCACGAAGACGACGUGAACGCUGUGUGCUUUGCAGACAAGUCUUCUCCGCACAUUCUCUACUCUGGAUCAGACGAUGCCACCAUCAAAGUCUGGGAUCGACGUAGUAUGGGAGACGGCCGGCCAGCUGGCGCUUUCGUGGGCCACGUCGAAGGUCUCACGUACAUUGACAGUAAAGGCGACGGUCGAUACAUUCUGAGUAACGGCAAGGACCAGACGAUGAAGCUUUGGGACUUGAGAAUGGUCAUGUCCACGGCCAAGUACGACGAGGUCAACCCCACUAGGUUAACCAGCAACAGCGACUUCGAUUACCGGUGGGGAACAUAUAGGGACGAAGACUGGUUCCCGCACCCCAACGAUAACUCGUUGGUGACGUUCAGAGGACAUCGUGUAAUGCGCACGCUGAUUCGAUGCCACUUUUCACCGCCAUCAAGUACCAAUUCGCGUUACGUCUACUCUGGUAGUCAGGAUGGCAAGGUUUACAUUUGGAACAUGGACGCCACGCUCGCUGGUACCAUCGACGUGAGGAAGGCCACCAAGAACUCGCGGCCACUGGAGCGCAGAUACCGUAUAUAUCACGGCGACGACUUCCCCGGUUGGAACACGUGUGUGCGUGACGUGAGCUGGCAUCCCAAUGCGCCAGUCCUCGCUGCGUCUGCAUGGAACGGAUUCAACAUGGCUCAUGGGACCUGCACGCUGCAUUCGUACAACGAAGCCGAAGAUGACGAGGCAGAGCCGCCAAUGGGUCGCAAUGUCGACGAGAAGCUGCGCCCCGUUGGCGAAUCAUUCCAAAGCUAG